AUGGGAUUCAGAGACAUUUGGAAGGAGUACAUGAAGAACUCUUCUCUCCAUGGAGCUAAAUUUAUCGUUGACGAAAGAUAUCAGCACUCAGAGAGAUUUUUCUGGGUCGUGUGUGUCUUUGCCUCCUGGAUGGCAUCGGGUCUUCUCAUUCGAGCGUCUCUCGAUGCUUUUCAAAAUAAUGCCAUUAGUUUUGUGGUGGAAACGUCAUUUCUCAACUGGAAAACCCACUUUCCCUCAAUUGCUGUGUGCGAAACGAAGAAUUCUGACAAGAUUCAAGAAAUUUCAGAGCUAUUGUGGGGUGUGGAGCAUGAUUUCACGCUGGAAGAAGUUCUCAGCGAGAUAACUUACUUCCGUGGUGAAUCUUAUCACUUGGUGCACGAGUGCGCCAGCGAUGAACCCAUCGCCAAUUGCCUCUUCUCCGACUACAUCAAGUACGCGCGACUAGUGCGCAGCGACUGCUCGAGAACCCUGAAGGAGUGCCAGUGGAAUGGCGAGAGGAAAUUCAAUUGCUGCGAUUACUUCUUCCCAAUGGACUCUGAGCUCGGCACUUGCUAUGCCAUUAACUCCAUUCAAACAGAAAACCCCAAGAAGAUGAAAAUGCCAAUGAUUUCUGACAAAUAUUCAGGACCCGGAAGGCUCACCAUGGAAAUUCUCACAGAAGCCAAUAUUUAUAUUCUUGGCGAAGAAGAUGUUCCACAUUUGGUCACCCCAAAGUCAGAAAUGCUAGCAGUCACGCCUCACAUUUCAUACUAUCGACAGAUCACGAUGAAGAACAUUGAAAAUGAUCCUGAGACGCGUGACGUGAAUGUGGCGCAGAGAAGCUGCAGAUAUCCUGACGAGAACAUCCUGGACGUCCACGAAUCCUACAGCUACAGCGCCUGUUCUGUGCAAUGCCGAAAGGAUGCUCAGCUAAAGAUCUGCAACUGCACAAGUCACUUAAUGCCCAACGUUUCUCCUCAUUUGCAUUGCAACAUCAGCGGCUUGAAGUGCCUCAACGAGCACUACGAGGAGCUGUCGAUUGUCAUCCCCAAGUGGUCAUCGCACGGCCGAAAGGGGGUGGUUUGCGAUUGUUUGCCCUCAUGCACAGAAAUUGAUGUGUCUAUCGUGCACGACUCGAAGAACAAGGGCGGCAAUCAUCAGGCUGUGGCGCAGGUGGAGAUUGAACUUUCAGCCCUGCCGACGGAACGUUACAAGAGAAACGUUGUUCGAGGCCGAUUGGAUUUAGUCGUGUCCAUGGGAGGAACAACUGGACUCUUCGUGGGAGCCAGUCUUCUGAGCUUUGUCGAAAUCCUCUACUAUUUCACAAUCCGCCCCUAUGGAAAUUUUCUCAUGAAGAAACACGCCAAAUAGACACCAUCGACAGCAUCACAGUUUCCUCCUUGUGUGAUUGCACGCGAAACGGCCACUGGCGGGGGAAACACACACUGGACACAUUUUCUUCAAUUCACUUUCGUCGGUAAGGCCAGCAGAGAGUCUUGACGGCGAUCAGUUGGAGUUGAAAAGCUCGUCGGGGCGGUAAAAGUGCUGAGCGUGGCCUUAAGUGUUGAGCGAGAGAGAUACGCGUUUAAGCCAAAACAAAUUAUAUUUCCAUUACCAUCGAAGAUAUAAAGAGCAGCUUCUGGUUUUUGCUUUCAUCCACAAUAUAAAGUGCACGAGAUUAUUUUGAAUUAUUGCAAGUAAAAUGUAAGUUUUUUCUUUGGUGUGAAGAUGUUGGACGAGGAGAUGAAAAAUGGCAAGAAAUUACAUGUCUAAAUUUGUUGUGAAAUAUGUAGCAGAAAUUCUGGUGUUGAAAAACCACAAUAAAGAGUGAUAAAAAUUCCGCAAUU
Messenger RNA from Phlebotomus argentipes, 1826 nucleotides. Its product is annotated as probable cytochrome P450 28a5. Gene Ontology annotation, biological process: sodium ion transmembrane transport. Lineage: Eukaryota; Metazoa; Arthropoda; Insecta; Diptera; Psychodidae. Gene Ontology annotation, molecular function: monooxygenase activity; ligand-gated sodium channel activity; oxidoreductase activity, acting on paired donors, with incorporation or reduction of molecular oxygen. Gene Ontology annotation, cellular component: membrane. The record is from RefSeq and is a predicted model, not a curated record. The coding region runs from base 1 to 1350 and encodes 449 amino acids. The transcript has 10 exons.